Molecule: messenger RNA, 4150 nt
Organism: Closterium sp. NIES-67
Lineage: Eukaryota; Viridiplantae; Streptophyta; Zygnematophyceae; Desmidiales; Closteriaceae
Source: the annotation of a GenBank genome assembly
CUCGAGAAUUGCUGCUCAUUUCAGCUUAGCCCAGCUUCGACCAGCUCAGACCAGGUCUCUAGAUUAAAUAGGAAGGCCUGGUACUCAGCUUAUUUUAUUGACCCGCGUUUUUCGUUAGCGUUUAGAUCUGACAUUAAAGGGCAAGCCCCGUUAGUGCUGUGAGCCAUUGGCGGGACUUAGCCUCUGUGGCUACAAGCGUUUUCUUGAUUCCGAUUUGUCAUUCCCGAGGCGCCAGAUAGCGCGAUGGUUGCGACUCUCGCCUUGUAUUCCAGCUCCUCACCCGGGGCUGUUCUUUCCUCUUCAAAAUCCUUCUCGCCUUUUCCUACCGUGUCCGAUGGGGAUGCAACCAGCGCGUUAGACAACCAAAACAACCGUAAAUCUUCCCGAGGCGGCCUGUCCUCCCUGCUUACGUCAUCGAGUCCUAGACAUGGCUCUUAUGGCUCCCUGCCGAGCUCCGAGCUCACCGGAACCUUGGGAUCUGGCGCUUUCGGUGGUCAGGAUAGCGCUUAUUUCGGCAACAGUGUAAAUAACACUGGGUCUUUAUCUGACGGCGGUCGGUUUCUCACCACAGCAGUUAACAUCCCGUCUAACAGCUCUAAGCUUAAGCCUCGUCGCUCCAGCCUCUCCGUGAGCACGACAACGACGACCAGAAGCGGCUUCCACACCUCCCUCGCCUCGUCCCUAACAUGCAGAAGCGAGCCCCGUCUCUCAUCGUCCAUCGACGUCAGCAGCAGCGCUCGGACACGUCGGUUCGCCCCGCUUACAGCACCCGCUCCUGCAGACGCCAAGCCCAUGCAACGGAGCGUCGGUUUCAAUGUCAAAGCGUCAGCCUCCGCUACUGAAGCCCGCGUCGCCUCGGUCCCCUCGUCCGACAGCCAGACCGCCACGCGAUUCGUGCCGCUAGGAGCGGACGGGAAGCCUAAGCCCGGUCUCGCGUCCAUUCAAGAUCUGGUAGAGGAGGUGACGUCAGCGUCGUCAGCGUCGUCAGCCGCGCAGGGGACGAACUGGCCGGCGCUGGUUACGUCGCUGUCGGGUUCCGCUCCCGGGGUGUGGCGCGUCGGGACAGAUUCCGGCGCCGAGCUCGUGAAUACGUCGCUGCUGAGCAUGGCGAAGCUGACGGCGCUCCCCAAUGGCGGCGUCAGGAUGCACGAUUCUGCUGCUGCUGCUGCUAGUGGGGGGAUUCCGUUCCGGCAAGUGCGGUCUGCGGUUGAGAUGGGGAGGGAUCCGGAUGCGCUGUUGUCGGACGAUGAUUGGCUGAGAUACGCGCAGGGGAAGCACUCGGUGUUUUACGACCCCCUGGUUAAGCUGGCGUUUCAAGUGGCUGCUGACGCGCACCAGGGACAGUUCCGCAAGAGCGGCCAGCCAGUCAUCUCUCACUGCGUGGAGACGGCUCUGAUUCUCGCCGGCAUCGGCGCCGAUAAGGUCGUCGUCGCCGCGGGUCUCCUGCACGACGUCAUCGACGAUACGGCGACGUCGGAGCAGCACCUGCGCGACGUCUUCGGCGACGAAAUCGCGUCGCUCGUCGCUGGCGUGAGCAAGCUCAGCCUCGUCUCGCAGCUCACGCGCGACAGCUCGCGAAACCUCACCCCCGGUGAAAUCGACAACCUUCGCACGAUGUUCGUCGCGAUGGCGGACGUGCGCGUGGUCCUCGUGAAACUCGCCGACCGCAUGCACUGCCUGCGUACCAUCGACGCGCUCCCCGUGAAAACCCAGCAGCGCUUAUCGCGGGAAACCCUGGACGUGUUCGCGCCGCUGGCGAACCGGCUGGGCAUCUGGUCGUGGAAGGCGGAGAUCGAAGACGCGUGCUUCCGCUGCCUGCACCCGCGCGAGCACGCGGACCUGCUGGCGGAGCUGGACCGGAGUAGCGCUCGCGGCGGCGCCCGCGCUAGCAGUAGCAGCGGUAGCGGUUUCGCUAGUAGGAAUGUCACUGGCAGCCGCGAGCGUGCGAAGGAGGAGGAUGGUGUGGGGAGCGGCAGCGGCGGCAGUGGCGGCGAGGCGAGCGUGAUGGCGGCUAUCCGGAAGCUGAGCGCGGCCCUGGAGGCCAAGGGCGUGCAGUUCGAGGACCUGAGCGGGCGGCCGAAGAACCUCUAUAGCAUCUUCAACAAGAUGACCAAGAAGGGUCGGUCGCUGCACGAGAUCAUGGACGUGCGCGGGCUGCGCCUCAUCGCGUCGGACGAGAGCGCGUGCUACGACGCUCUUGCCGUCGUGCACGCUCUCUGGGCGCCCUGGGCCGGCCGCCACCUCAAGGACUACGUGCGCGCGCCCAAGCCCAACGGGUACCAGUCGAUCCACUCGGUGGUGUGCGGUGACGAUGGGUUGCCGCUGGAGGUGCAGAUCCGCACGCCCGCCAUGCACCACCAGGCGGAGUUCGGCGUGGCGGCGCACUGGCGCUACAAGGAAGCGGGCUUCCGAAACAGUAGCGCGGAUAAGACAGCCGGGAAAGGGAACGGUAGCAGUAGUAGUAGCAGUAGCAGGAGAAAAGGCAAAGGUCAGGGUCAGGAGGAUCUGGAACAGGAGGCGGGCUCGUCAUCAGGCCCGUCGCCAGCGGUGCUGGCGAAGAUCGAGUGGGUGCGGUACGUUCUGUCGUGGUACAGCGAGAUGAGCGACACCAAGCUGCGCCUCACCCCGCCCUCCAAGCGCCUCUCCCCCUCCUCCCUCUACCUCGCCAGCAUGGCCGCCGUCGGCUGCGGCGCCCCCGCCACUGCUGUUGCCGCCACUGCCGCCUCCUCCCCGUCCUGCUCCCCCUCCGCCUCGUCCCCCUGCUCCUCCCCUGGCUGCGCGUCCCCGUCUCAGUGCAUGGGUGCCAGUGCCAGUGCAUGCGGUGCUGACUGUGGCGACGCUACCUGCGAGCUUCCGGAGCGAUGCCCCUUCCCGGAGCACUUGGAGUCGUGCCGCUUCCGCAGCUUCCCGUUUGAGUCCACGCCAGCGAGCCCGUCAGGCGAUGCCUUCUCUCCGUUCGCGAGUGCGCCCGUGCCACCAGCGAUGGACGACGAGGAGAUCUACGUGCUGGUGAUGGAGGGCAACAGGAUAUCCGUGAGAGAAAUCCCCGCCAUGACCACAGUCGCUGCGUUCCUGGAGCAGUACUCUGAAGAAACCGCUCUGGAGGAGGAGAACCCCCCCCUGGAGGGGAAUUCCCUCGAGAGGAAACCUCUGGAGGGGACCUCUCCAGACGCGUUGCUGAAGGAACUGUGGCAGAAGCAGGACGAGCUGCGGCUGAAUCACCUCUACCCCCUGCACCAUCUGCACCACCUGCACCACCCGCACCACCCGCACCACCCUCAGCAGCAGAGAGAGAAGCAGGCAGGGACAGGCAGUGGCAGCCGAGUGUCUCUGCGAGUCAACUCGGAGCUGGUAGGGGAGGGUGAGGCCGCUAGUCAGAGGUUGAAAAUGGGCGAUCUGGUGGAGGUAGUAUUGCACCGUGCAAGCCUUGGUGCUGCUGAUUCCCCUGCUGCUGCUGGGGGUGGUGGUGCUGCAGAUGAUGGCGUUCGCCUGUUGGAAGAUGCUCUACCAGGGGCAGGAACAGCGUUUAAGGAGGCGGAGGCAGGGGGGCCGGUGGGGCAGGAAGGGUUGGAGGAGGUGGGGCUGCUGCCGGCGUUCGCGAUGCUGCAUGAGGAGGACGAUGAUGACUGGCUUGUGGUGGCCCAUGGAGGGAGCAGCAGCAGCAGCAGCUUGGGAGGGGCUGUGGCACCUGGGGUCAUGGCCCGUGCUUGGUGCUUGUGAAGAUGGAAUGGAACUGAUUAGUAAGCUUCAGGUGAAGAUGGGGAUGACUGGCUUGUGGCCCAUGGGCGGAGCAGCAGCAGCAGCCCGGGGAUCAUCUGACUCCUGGGGUCAGGGCUGGUGCAUGGUGCAUGGGAAAACCUAGGUGAAGGUGUCUAUUUUGAGGCAUAUUUGUACAUAUGGGAUGUGUUAUGUGUUGGGUGGGUGCAGUGAAAUGGAACACCAGCAGUUGCUAGUGAAGGUGGUAGAUGAGGUUUUAAAUUGAUUGAUUGGCUUGUGUAGACAGCUUUUGCCAUUGUAGCUAAGCUAUGGUAGCAGGUAAUUUCGUCCAGUCUGUACAUAAUAGUGCCUGCAAUGCAAUGUUAGUGCCUUGGGUUCUCUGGGCUUACUAACUAUUAUGUGGUGCAUGUUUCGUAUGCUUCUGUUUCUUCCG